AAUAAAUAUUGACGUGUAAAUGCGAUAGAAAAAAUUUUUCUAUAGAAAAAGAAUGAUAUAUACAAUUAUAAGAUCUGCGUAUUUACUCGUACAGUGACGUGCGCAAUAGAGACGGCACGAUGAGCAAAGGUAGUAGGAAGUUGACGAUUGAUGUCACGGUCAGCUGAACUUUAGUUAUUCUGACAAGUGUGCGCACGAGAAGAUGAACACCUUUUAAAGAAAGGAAACGUGCAUUUGGGACAAAAGUUUUAUUUUUUUUUUGCUUUCCCCCUCUCUCUCUACUAUCGAGAUGGUGGAACCAAUUUUUGAUUAUCAAUUUCGGCUAAUAUUGAUUGGCGACAGUACGGUCGGAAAGAGUUCUCUUCUUAAAUAUUUCACCGAUGGGAAGUUCGCAGAGCUCUCCGAUCCAACUGUUGGCGUAGACUUUUUUGCACGUUUAAUGGAAGUUAAAGAUGGCACGAGAAUAAAAUUACAAUUAUGGGAUACUGCUGGACAAGAAAGAUUUAGGUCUAUAACAAAAUCUUACUAUAGAAAUUCUGUUGGAGCACUACUUGUAUAUGAUGUAUGCAACAGAACUAGCUUUGAACAUAUUCCUCAAUGGAUGAUGGAAGCACGUAGACACAUUGAACCGCAUCGUCCUGUAUUUGCAUUAGUAGGUUGUAAAUUGGAUCUGGUAACAAAUGGUGGCAGAAGAGAAGUAUCAAGAGAAGAAGCUAGGGCUUUUGCCGAUCAACAUGGUGUACAUCAUAUAGAAACUAGUGCAAAAACAGGAGUCAAUGUUGAAGAAGCAUUUCGAACAGUUACUCAGGAAGUUUAUAAUAGAAUACAGACUGGUGAAUAUAAAGUAGAAGAUGGUUGGGAUGGUAUUAAAACUGGAUUUGCAAGACCUGGUGGCUUGGACUUUAAUCUAGUCGAAGCAGAGCCUGCAAAGUCUUCGUGUUGUUAAAUUAAGAAUUCAAUUGGUUUAUCAAAAAAUAACAAAUUAUUUUAUAAUAAGAAAUCAAUUGUGUUGAAACUUCAUUUAAGACUGCUUACAAUUUACAUCUAAUAAAUAAUUUUCAUUUUAUUCACCGAACAAUUCAUAAUCGACAUAUUUAUAUAAAAUUAUAUAAGAUAUGACAAAUGUAAAAAUAUGGGAACUAAUUCAUAGACAUUCAACACAAUUGAUUUACAUCCAAGGAAUGUAGUAGAAAAUUAAAUACAUCUAGCGAAUUAUUAUUUAGAUUUUUUGUACCAUAAUGUAUGAUGAAUAUUGUAUAUUCCAAACAUUUUUUAACAUUGUUAUAAUAGUAAUAAACAAAAUGUUCUGAGUAGAUAUAUACAAUUUUCAC
Messenger RNA from Polistes dominula (European paper wasp), 1331 nucleotides. Its product is annotated as RAS oncogene family member Rab39. The record is from RefSeq and is a predicted model, not a curated record. Gene Ontology annotation, biological process: Rab protein signal transduction. NCBI's taxonomy places the organism in Eukaryota, Metazoa, Arthropoda, Insecta, Hymenoptera, Vespidae. Gene Ontology annotation, molecular function: GTPase activity; GTP binding.